CUCUGAACAGACGUGAAGCAGUAGCCUACGGACAGUUCAAUGGAAACAAAAAAAAAACAUUGUUUUCCUUAAGGAACAUUUCUGUGAGUAAUUGGAAAGGAGUGAUCCCAGAUCAGGUGUCCAUCAUGGCAAGUCGCCUGACACUUCUUCUGUCUGCUCUGGAAGAUUUGAGGUCGAAAGAGCUGAAGAAGUUCAGACUGUACCUGAGUGAGGGGGCGCUGGAGGGCUUUGCUCGCAUGCCGAGAGGGAAGCUGCCGGAGGACAGUGAUGCCACAGACAUUGCCAGUCAGAUGACAGAGAUGUAUGGCAGUGAAGACUCGCUGAAGAUCGCGCUUCAUAUUCUGAGAGACAUAAAACAUAAUGAGCUUGCUGCAAGACUAGAGGGAGAGCUGGAGAGGACACGGACACAUGCACAGGGUCUGAGCAGUCAGCAGGAUGUCUCUCCAAGUGAUAAACGAAAUGAAUAUGAGAACACAAUCAAAAAGGUCAGUGAACAAAACAAGAGGCGAUUGAGGCGGAAGUUUGAAAAAAUGUUUGAAGGCACAGAAGAGCGAGAGAACCGGAGAUAUCUCAAUGAGAUCUACACCGAGCUCUACAUCAUAGAAGGGGAGAGUGAAGGGGUGAACACUCGACAUGAGGUCCGGCACGCGGAAAUACAAUCCAGAAAAGAAGAGGCAAAUGAGUCAAUGAUAAAAUACAAUGACAUUUUUCAUUGUUCCCCUGGGCAUAGAAACAUUAGAACAGUCAUAACUCAAGGUGUUGCUGGUGUUGGCAAAACAGUGUCUGUGCAGAAAUUCAUUUUGGACUGGGCAGAGGGUAAAGCCAAUCAGGACAUCGAUUUCAUCUUUGUAUUUCCUUUUCGGGAGCUAAAUUUGGUUAUCCACGAUGAGUACACUCUCUUGCGUCUCCUGCUCGACUUCCAUCCUGAAUUAAGGGAUGUGGUUGAUGAGAAGCUGUAUUAUGAGUCUAAGAUCGUAUUCAUCUUUGAUGGUCUGGAUGAGAGCAAACUGCCUCUUAACUUUUUGGAAAACAAGAAUUUUUCUGAUGUAAGAGAGACCACGUCAGUGGACAUGCUGAUUACUAACCUAGUUAGGGAGAAUCUCCUGCCUUCUGCCUACAUUUGGAUAACAUCCCGACCAGCGGCUGCCAGUCAGAUUCCCCCUGAACAUGUAGACCGGUGGACAGAGAUAAAAGGGUUCAACAACCAGCAGAAGAAGGAGUACUUCAAGAACAAAAUCCAGAACCCGACAGAAGCUGACCAAGUUGUCACACAAAUAAAGAGAUCCAGAACCCUCUACGUUAUGUGUCACAUACCAAUUUUCUGCUGGAUUUUGGCCAGUGUGCUUCAAAAGGUGCUGAGUCAGGAUGGUGACAGAAAAGUUCCUCAAACUCUGACAGAAAUCUUUAUCCAUUUUCUGCUAAUUCAGCUGAACAGGAGGAAUCAGAAGUAUGACCGGAUUGAAAGAGACCAAAAGAAACUCUGGGAGUCAAACAAAGAUGUGAUCCUAAAGUUUUCAGAGUUGGCAUUUAAACAGCUGGACAAGGGUAACAUCUUGUUUACUGAGGAGGACUUGAUAGACUGUGGAAUUGAUUUUAAUGAAGACCUAGAGAAGUCUGGAAUUUGCACUGAGUUUUUCACUGAGGAAGUCCUGAUGCAGAAGAAAAAGGUUUUCUGCUUCAUUCACCUGAGUUUUCAGGAGUUCCUGGCAGCUGUUUUUGUGUUAUAUUCCUUUGUUAGCAUGAACAUGAAGACCCUUCUGCACCAUCACAUUCACGGAAAGAAGCUGCACCAUAUUCUAAGGAGUGCCGUGGAUAAAUCCUUGCAGUGUCAUAAUGGACACCUUGAUCUUUUCCUCCGCUUCCUUUUGGGCUUAUCACUGGAGUCUAAUCAGAAACUUUUUCAAGGACUGCUGAUGCACACAGACAGCAGCUCAAAUAGUGUCAGCAUAACAGUCAGGUACAUCAAGGAAAUCAUAAGCAGUGGCCGCUACUCUGCAGAGAGAUGUAUGAACCUCCUCCUCUGCUUGCUCGAAAUGAAGGACAACUCUCUUGAAAGAGAGAUCCUGCAGUUUGUGACCUCGGGAGAAAUGCUCUCGCCUGACCAGUGCUCAGUUUUGGCCUACAUGCUUCUGAUGUCUGAGAACAAACAGGAUGAGUUUGACCUGGGGAAGUACAAGACCACAAAAGAGGGUCGCAAAAGGUUGAUUGUUGCAGUGGGGGCCUACAGGACAGCAAGACUUGUCUGCUGUGAUCUCACCACGGCAUCCUGUGAACCCAUAACGUCUGUGCUCCAGGCGGAAAAUUCACCCUUGAGAGAGCUGGACCUGGGUGGAAAUUGUUUGAAGGACGAGGGAGUGCAGCUGUUGUCUGAUGGGUUGACCCACACAAAUUGCAAAUUGGAGGCACUGAGACUUGCUGGCUGUGGUCUUACCAACACAAGCUGCAAAACUGUGGCCUCAGUCCUUCGCUUACAGCACUCACACCUGAGGGAGUUGGACCUGAGCAACAACAGCCUGAACAAUGCUGGACUGGAGGAGCUGACCACUGCACUGUUGCACUCCAACUACAAACUUGAGAAACUGGGACUUGCCUAUUGUGAUCUCACGUCUAGCUCUUGUGGAAUUCUGUCCUCUGUGUUGGAAUCAGCAAACUCACGCCUGAGAGAUCUGGACCUAAACAACAAUGACUUGUGGGACCAUGGAAUAAAGGUGUUGUCCAGUGCCAUGAGUCAUCCAAACUGUAAACUGGAAACAUUGAGGCUCUCUGGUUGUCUCGUCUCUGGGCAGGGUUGUGAGAGUCUGGCCUCCGCUCUUUGGUCAAAUCCCUCCCACCUGACAGAGCUUGACUUGAGCUACAAUCACCCAGGAGACUCAGGAGUCAAGGCACUCUCAAGGCUUCUUCAGGACAAAGAGUGCAAACUGGAGAAACUGAAUGUUGAUUACAAUGAAAAACGUUGGCUGAAAGCAGGUCUACGGAAAUAUGCCUGCAAGCUCACACUCGACCCAAACACAGCACAUGCCCUUCUCUCGCUGUCUGAAGAAUGCAAAAAGGUGGUGCGUUCGCGAGAGAAACAUUCAUAUCCUGACCACCCAGAAAGAUUUGAGGAGUUUGCCCAAGUGUUGUGCACAGAAGGCCUAACUGGGCGCUGCUACUGGGAGGCCGACCUGGCCGGAAUAGUUUCUAUCGGGAUGGCUUACAAAAGCAUUAGCCAAAAAGGUGAUGACAGCCAGCUUGGAUUCAACGACAACUCCUGGAGUAAAAAAUGUUACCCAUUCAGAAAACAUGCUUCUUCCUCUAGCCUCUUGUUGUCCUACGAACGAGUUGCAGUGUAUCUUGACUGGACUGCUGGCAUGUUAUCUUUCUAUGCAAUCAAUGGCUUUGACCUGAAACAUGAGCGCACAUUGUAUUCUGAGUUCACCGAGCCCCUCUAUCCAGGGUUUGAGCUUCUGUACCACGACCUCCUAGACGCCUCAGUUUUCUUGCGGUAGAUGAACUGGCCCUCAGAGACCUCCCUGCCACAACUUUGUGACCCCUAAAAUUGUUCUAAUUUUCCAGUUUAGUUGUAGAUGAACUGUGUUGCUCAUAGAAUUGGGAGUGGUAGAAUUGAGGGAUGGCAAAACAGAACUUCCUACUUUGCUGGCGACCUCCAUGGCUCUUAUUGCUAUAGAUACUAGUUAGCGCAUGAGUAGAUAUCUUACAUGAAUUUCAGACAAAACAUGUCAUUGACUCCCCCAUCCGUUAAUUUACUCCAUGCUUUUUCAUGUGGGAAUGAAGACACACUGAACUUAGCUGUGAUUGAGGGCUAAAUGGGAAUAGCAAUUGCGUGUUUUUAAUAUGACAAAAAUAUAAAAUAAAUGUAAUAAAAUAAGUAAAAAGACUCUUAAGGUAUGACUGACUCAGGGGACUACUGAGAUGGGGAAGCUCUCCUGUCUCAUUGUGUGUCUUGUCCUGCCUCAAGAUGACCACCAGGGGGCGGCAGACAGCAUAAUAACGACCAGCUCCUUUUCGAUGAAUGGUUGUGCUGUUGUGUCUGUCCUUGCCCAGCCCUGGUGUUCUUUAACCUGAUAUAAUACUUGAACUGGCUGAACUCUGCUUUCCCUUCGUACUUUUCUUUUUGGCUGUAUGUUGAUUGCUGUGCAUCGGUCAAUGUUCUUCUCUCCUCUCAAAAAGUGUAUUUCUUUUCAGCAGACUCCUGUUCUUUUAGGUAAACACUUCUGACACACCCUGUUUCAUGUUCAUGUUCCACCUUUCAUAACACAUGCAGAGAAAAAUGGUCAGGGGCCUUGUUUUACAUUUGAGCAUUUUGAGCUUCAAAAGGUGUCAUAAGACUUUCUAACACUGACAACACUGGUAUUAUUGUCAAAAGGACAUACAUUUCCUAGUUCACCACGAAACACAAAUGUUUUAUUGGAAUGUAAGUUGAAUUUUAGCAUGAAGAUACAGGUACCAGUCAUGGUAAUUAGGGAGUCUGUGCUGAAUUGUUGAACAGAUAUUGAUACUGCAAAAAGUUAAAAAAGAAAACAAGGUUCAAUUUGACCCUGUACCACAUAGUAAUAAUAUGCUUUACAUAAUUUAAUCAAAAUGAACAAAAUGAUCAUGAGGCAAGGACCUCCAAAAGUAGCCUCCCUUGAUAGUUAGGGACAACAUUUUCUUUGAUUUUCAAUAAAGAACUCAAACAAA
Clupea harengus (Atlantic herring) is the source of this 4680-nucleotide messenger RNA. RefSeq names its product NACHT, LRR and PYD domains-containing protein 12-like. Lineage: Eukaryota; Metazoa; Chordata; Actinopteri; Clupeiformes; Clupeidae. The record is from RefSeq and is a predicted model, not a curated record. Gene Ontology annotation, molecular function: protein binding.